AUGGACAGCCCCAGCAAUGCCACCAUGCCCUGUGGCUUUCUCCUUCAGGGCUUUGCUGAGUUCCCACAUCUGAGGCCUGCGCUCUUCCUGCUGCUGUUGGCGGUGCACCUGGCCACCCUGAGUGGGAACCUGCUCAUCCUGGUGGCCGUGGCCUCGGUGCCCAGCAGGCCACCCAUGCUACUCUUCCUGUGCCAGCUGUCAGCCAUCGAGCUCUGCUACACGCUGGUGGUGGUGCCCCGCUCUCUGGCAGACCUGGCCUCUCCAAGUCUUGGCCUAGGGAGCCCCAUCUCCUUCCUGGGCUGCGCUGUUCAGAUGCAGAUGUUCGUGGGGCUGGGUGGCUCCGAGUGCUUCCUACUGGCUGCCAUGGCUUAUGACCGGUAUGUGGCCAUCUGCCACCCGCUGCGUUAUGCAGCUGUAGUGACCCCCGGGCUGUGUGCACGGCUGGCCCUGGUCUGCUGCCUCGGGGGACUGGCGGUGUCCGUGGGGCUCACGGUGGCUGUUUUUCACCUGCCUUUCUGCGGCUCCCGCCUGCUAGUGCAUUUCUUCUGCGACAUCACGGCGCUGCUGCACUUGGCCUGCACGCGGAGCUACGCGGAGGAGCUGCCCCUGCUGGGGGCCUGCCUGGUGUUGGUGCUGCUGCCCUCGGUCCUCAUCCUGGCCUCCUACGGUGCCAUCGCCGCCGCCCUGCGCCGCCUGCACUCCCGGCAGGGCCGGCGCAAGGCCGCCUCCACCUGCGCCUCGCACCUGGCUGUCACCUUCCUCCACUACGGCUGCGCCACCUUCAUGUACGUGCGGCCCAAGGCCAGCUACUCGCCGCGGCAGGACCGCACACUGGCUCUUGUCUACACCAACGUCACGCCGCUGCUCUACCCGCUCAUCUACAGCCUGCGCAACCGCGAGAUCACUACCGCCAUCCGCAGGGUGCUGGGGCGGUGGCGGCCCUGCCCAGCCCAGGGUCAGGGUGUGUGUGAGCCUUGA
Messenger RNA from Phacochoerus africanus (Common warthog), 978 nucleotides. Its product is annotated as olfactory receptor 10AC1-like. The record is from RefSeq and is a predicted model, not a curated record. Gene Ontology annotation, biological process: G protein-coupled receptor signaling pathway. The transcript has a single exon. The coding region runs from base 1 to 978 and encodes 325 amino acids. NCBI's taxonomy places the organism in Eukaryota, Metazoa, Chordata, Mammalia, Artiodactyla, Suidae. Gene Ontology annotation, molecular function: olfactory receptor activity; G protein-coupled receptor activity. Gene Ontology annotation, cellular component: membrane.